This is a messenger RNA of Aphanomyces invadans, 669 nucleotides long. RefSeq lists its product as hypothetical. Gene Ontology annotation, biological process: ubiquitin-dependent protein catabolic process. Gene Ontology annotation, cellular component: endoplasmic reticulum. Gene Ontology annotation, molecular function: ubiquitin protein ligase activity; ubiquitin-like protein conjugating enzyme binding. The coding region runs from base 8 to 568 and encodes 186 amino acids. The record is from RefSeq and is a predicted model, not a curated record. The transcript is spliced from 7 exons. Lineage: Eukaryota; Oomycota; Saprolegniomycetes; Saprolegniales; Verrucalvaceae.
GACCGACAUGCGCAGUGACACCAGACGGACAAACAUGGCAGGGGACGAGCAGCCCAAUCUGGUGCCAUCGAACGCGCCGGUGCCGCCGCGGCGAGAAGUGGCAGAUGGUUCCUACUCCUUUGAGUGCAAUAUUUGCUUAGACCAUGUGAAAGAGCCCGUGGUCACGUUGUGUGGACACUUGUAUUGCUGGUCUUGCCUGUAUCGCUGGAUAUCUCGCAACAAUCAAUGCCCAGUAUGCAAGGCAGGUGUGACGCAGGAAAACGUCAUUCCAGUGUACGGCCGUGGGUCGUCUGCAGCGGAUCCGAGCACACUUCCCAUCUUGACGAUGACGUGCCCGACCGUCCGAGAGGACAACGACCGGAGCCUGUUCAACGACGCAGCCGGUUUGCACUCGGACUCGACACCAUGCAAGACAUGGGGUUUUCACCCAUCAUCGGAUUCUUUCCUUCCCUCUUCGGGCUCCAAUUUCAACCAGCUGCACAUCCCGUCGCCGUCGCGCCAACGGGCGCUGCGUCAGAGGCCGAAGCGCAGCAGCGCGUGCAGCACAUUUUCCUAUCGCGAUUGUUGAUGGUGCUUGGGACAUUGGUUUUGCUCAGCUUAAUUUUGUUUUGAGCCGUCCCUCGAUACAACCUGGUCGCCCAACAAAUAUUGCAUUCACUCAUAUUUUAC